This is a messenger RNA of Schistosoma curassoni, 5994 nucleotides long. The record is from the annotation of a GenBank genome assembly. NCBI's taxonomy places the organism in Eukaryota, Metazoa, Platyhelminthes, Trematoda, Strigeidida, Schistosomatidae.
GCGCACUGUCCAUCGGAGCGGCUGGGUUUACUACCAACAUUACAAUGACAAUUCGCUGUCAAAGUGUUGGAUUUCAGAAAAAUUUACCACGCAAUUUAUUAACGAUGAAUGUAGUGCCCGAAAAUAUCGGUCAAAAACGAACAUGCAAACAGUCAUCACAGAAUGAUGCUGAUGAAACGAUUUUAGAAUGUAAAAAUGAAGGAAAACGCCUGAAGUUGGAAUCAGUUCACCACUUGACGUUAAGUAAUCAGAUGACAUCAACUCCGUUGGAUAUUCUAUCACCAAUUGAAGUAAAUUAUCCAUCUGAAAACAAACAAUCUGCCAAUAAUCCUGUUAGUUCAGGCAUAAAAUUUAUUGAUUGUGAUGAACUGGCUUCAUUACUAACCUCAAACUAUUCAUGUAAACAAUGUGUACCGCUCAUACUUGACAUAAGAAGUCUUGCCUCUCAAGCUAAUUUACGAAUACAAACAGCAAUCGGCAUACCAUGUGAAUCUCGUGUAAAGUUACGUCGUGCAUUGCCAGUGCUAAAUAAUUAUUUACGUGCUAGAGAACAAUGUUUUAAUACUCAUAAUCUAAAGGACUACCAACCUAACUACCGUUUAAUAAUCAUCUAUACUGAUUCUGAUAUCGGUGGAUUUCCUAUGUUAAAAGAUCUUCUUCACUGCUUGGUUAAACACUUGAUUGAUGUUCAUCAUUUAGAUGCAAGAGUCCUCAAAGGCGGUAUUCAAGAGUUUUGCAAUUCUUAUAAUCAUUUAUGUGAACAGCCGUUAGCCGAAUCUCAAUCUAUAAGUGAUGAUUCGAAAACCAGUCACACUGAAAAUAUAACUCAUAAUGCGUCGAGAAAUAUAAAGGAUAAGUUCGCUCAUUCUUUGAACAUUCAACUUACAAAAAUAAAGUGUCGAAAAUUAGAAUUCAAAUGUUCACCAAUAUUGUUACCGGGUUUAGGCUUGUCUGCAGGAAAUACAGAAUACAAGCCGAUUCGAUUACACAAUUCAGUAAAACAAUCUAAUAGUUUAGCUUCAACAAUAAUUAACCGCUGUAACUCAACUGCAAAUUUUAUUGGAAAACAAUGGAAUCUAGCAGGAUUUUGUGUAACUGAUAAUGAUCCUGGUGAUCCAAAAGAUAUAUUUCGUGCCGAAAUCAGUCGAAUAUUCCCUUUUCUAUAUCUAGGGAAUGAAUACGAUGGUCAAAGUGAAAAGAUUUUAAAUAAACAUGGUAUAGAUUCAAUUUUAAAUGUAACUAUUAAAACACCAUUUCUUGAUGAAUCGCGAUUUAAUUGCUGUCGUCUUCCUGCAAACGAUUCACAUUCACAAGAUUUACGAUCGUAUUUUACAUCAGCAUUUCAAUUCAUCGGUAUGUAAAUAGUCAUUCUAUAUUUUUUAUUUUCGUGUACGAUAUUCAAUAACACUAAAUUUUGGUCAUUAAAUAAAUUAUGUGUAUUUACGUUAUUUAUGUGAGAAUUAGCUACACUUCAACAACUAUAUCACUUGAUUGUUCCUUACGUAAUCACUUAGUUGAAACUUUCUAUGCAAACUGGCUGUAUAAUUGCUGUGGAUUGCAUCACUCACCAUUUGACAAGUAAAGAGUCAGUUACUUCAAGAAGACGUAAAGUGCACAACUUUUAACUUCAAUUCUUAACAAAACCUUCCGUUGUCAAAAUUGUUUCAAGUAGAGGUGAGCAACAGGUACAUAAUGUAGAUAGUUAUUAAUACGUACUAGUCAAACUAUGUGUCUAUCCACAAUUCAGUCAUUAUGAAAUCCAAACAAUGUCUCCAAGAUAUUCAGAUUUAAAAUUACCUACUGGGAUUGAAAGAGAUUGGUUCAUGUUGUGUAAUGGCGUAAUAAGUACAAUAUACAUGGAACUUAUAAAGCAUUCUAGGACAAUCAUUUAUACGAAUAUUCCUCAAGAUUGGAACGAAUAGUUUGAUUAUUGCCCUGAAGAAGUCCAGACAAGUUACAUACCAUACUUUGUUUUCUUGUCUUCGUCCUAAUUUCUUUCGAUAUAUAAUAAACAUAGUCUUGAAAUAAUACUAAUUUGAUGAGUCAUGUCUCGGUCGUGAUUCACUGCUUUAUAAUUUGUAAAAUAUAACAAUGCUGUCUGUUAUGCCUCUAUUUAUGCUGAGUCAGUCUGGAAAAAUAUGUCACUGUUUUUAUCUUGAGAAAGUGAUUGAUAAACAGACAGACGAGAAUUUCAGACAAACAAUGACUCAUCUUAAAUAGAUUUAACAUCGUUCCAAACUUAAGUGAUGGAUCUAAAGUUUGAAAUAUUUAUCUAAUUGGUCAAUAAAUGUGAUAAAACAAAUGUAUACAUUAAUUUUACUCGGAUAAACUGCACCGAAAUGUUAGUCAUCAAACUAAUGCUAUAAUAUAUUAAUGUCCUACGGUGCAGCAGUAAUAUCACCUAAAAUUAAUAACUAAUCAGUUAGGAAUGAAACCAUUCGAUUCAACAACACUGAAUAUCUUAGUAUACUGGGUUGUGGAGUUUGUUGAAUUAGGAAGUUAUACAUCACGUACCCGUUUUAAGGAGCACUGAACGAAAAAAUUUUGGUUUUCAGUAAUUAUCUGUAAUUUAAAACUACAAAAUAUCAUGUUUUGUCGGUAGUAUACAUAAUGUGGAAUAAGUGAUUUGAAGUAACGAAUGUACUAUAUCGGAAGGAUGUUAUGUAAUCUUAUGUAUGAAUUCUCAAGAAGUAAUUGUUUGUUAACUAUUCACAAAACAUUAAAUAAUUGACACGAAUUUCUUAAACAAAUAUCUAGAACAAUUUAAUCAGGAUUGUAAUGUACAUACAAUAUGCCAUAUUUGAAUGUAAUAAUAUCCGAAAUUCAUAUAAAACCUAAUGAAUUAAACUCUAAAUACUGAACACAUUUUCUAUGCAUUAGAUCACUUCUUGCAAGAAAUAGUAUAGAAGACUUGUUUUAAAUGUGUAGAUCUAAGUUAAAUAUAUCUAAUACGUUAAUCAGUAGUUCAUGUUGUUGUUGUUGUUGUCGUCGUUGAGAUAACAAUCUAGCGACAACAGACAACACAGUGUUAGUAUACUAUGAUCGUUUUUAAAAAAAAUUAUGAAUAAUGAUCAUGAAUAUUUUUAUAGUUACCACUUGUUUAGAGAUGUUCUUAUUAAAUACUUCUGAAGGUGUUCAUUUACGAAUAACUAUUACAGUUUAUUUCAUUUCUUGUCGAAUUCUGUUGAUCGUAAACAUGACAUCAAAUAAACAUACGUAUUGUGUCUAGACAACGAAAACAUUAUAUAUUGAUUUUUUCAAGUUGUUUAUGAUAGUUAUUAAUGGUUAUUAGAUAAAAUUUAAUAUUUUCGUAUUGUACACUAUACAUUAUACCUUAUUCUCUUAUCUAUCAACCCACUGUCGUAUUCAUUUACUUAUUCUGUUGGUUACAUGUAAUCGAUUAUUUUGCUUUUGUAUAACGCACUCUUUGGGCUUUAUGAUUCCUAUAAAAAAAGUCUUUAUUACUCGAGUAAAAAAUUCUAGAUAAAAGCUUGAACUCAUCGAAUACUUUUUUCCUAAAUCUAUUAUGUAUCUGAUGGUUGAAUUGAACAUUUGACGUCAAAAUGAGACGAAAUAUUGUUUUCUAGGUAUUAUUCAUUACAAAAUGAUCUGAUUUAGGGUACCAAUGAAAACACGGGAGCAAUGGAAAGUCGUUCCAUCCUUGUAUAGGAUACCUCAGCAUUGCAGAUCAAUGACGACUGACACCUAGAAAUUAAACCAAUCUCCACAAAACGUUUUCAACUAAACUGUAAUAGUCAAUUCGCCCCUGACUUUCUUCAAGAUAUUCCUAAAGUUCUACUGAGAAGUUGUCAUUAAUGGGGUUCAAACAUGGCGGAAGUAUGGAAGUUGUCAUCUAUAACAUUGGAUAAUCGUCGUGCUAUAUCUCAGAUUGAUUGAACUUAAAAUUGUGUCAUUGAAUGCUUAUCCAGUAGUUUUACUGGUUAGAUAUUCAUCACAAAAAAUGGAAACCGUAGGUUCCUGACAUUGUGGGGUUGUGGAUGUUUACUACCGAGGAAAGCCCCGUAUUAGGGCGAAUCAGUUUUUACGAGGACACACAGUUUACCAAUGCUCCUUAAUUUUUAACAGCACUUCAACUGAGAUCAAUCUGUUACGAAUACCACGUACAAAUUAAACCAGUCUUCACGAAACUUUUAACAAUUAGCUGUUUACAUAUUUUCUAUUGACUAUUAUGAUAAACAUGUUAUUGUAGACACACGAACGCUUGUCUUGCUUAUUCCAGGGUAUAGCGAUAAAAUGAACUUUAGAUAAAUAAGGUCACUGAUACUUUGCAGUUGGUCUUUAUGUACAUAGAAAUUCUGAAACUAAUGGAGUAUAGAUUCAAAUAGAAAUAUUUACCAGUCUCUGCUAAACUAGCUAAAGUAUAUGUCUAACUUUAAAUUAAUUGCUUGUUGCUUGAUAUUACAACACAAUAGCUUGUCUGAAUGGUUUGUUUAUCAACAAAAAUUAUAAUUCCCUAGUAGAUUGAACAAAUUUUUCGCUAAUUCCGUUUUCUAAGAUCUACAUGUUUGGAAUUUAUGGGUCUGCUGCAUAAGUGAAUCGUCCGUCCCGUCUCAUCAAUCAUACUAGUGAUUUCAUCAACCCACUUAUUUUGUCAUUACAGCUAAGAUUUUGUUUGAAAUGGGAAAUGAAGUAACGUUUUCUAAUUUUAUGAUUAUUGGCACCUCAUAAAAAGUGCUGUUUCAUUUUUGUUUACUUCAUCAAUGUUUUUCCUUUGAAAAAAUUGUCUCUCCAUAGAAGAAGUUCGUUGCUCUGGCAAAACUGUACUUGUUCAUUGUCAAGCUGGUGUGUCCAGAUCACCAGCUUUAAUCAUUGCUUAUUUAAUGAACUAUUCAAGUUUGUCACUAAGCGAUGCUUAUCAAUAUGUGAAAUCGAAACGUUCGGUGAUUGCACCAAAUUUCGCCUUUAUGGGGCAGUUAUAUGAGUUGGAAUCGGACUUAACAUCUGGACGAUUAUCAAGACAGUCGAAUAUCUUAGAUCCAUUAUUAAAACCUAAUUAAUCACUAUGAUUGUUACUGUUAAUAACAUCAAAUUCGAUACUACCUAUCUAUUUGUCUGACUAAUUAUUUAUGCCGUUUGUGAUUUAGUAGUAUACACCAGUGCGGUUGGCUGUAACCAUUUUGAUAGAAAUUUGUAAAUAUCAUCAUUACCUCAAUCACACAAUAAUUCAGGUAAAAUACAUAAUACCAUUAUUUUCAUCCCAUAUCUUAAGCUUGUUAUGUUCUGUUUAUCAAUGUGAUUCAUGUGUUCAAUGUAAAAACUGUUUUAUAGUUUAUUAUCACAAUAUGUCAAUUCCUAAAUGUUCUACUUAUUUUCUCAUAUUCACCUCAACGAUUUUUUUUUUGUUGAAAAAAAUGAGUACAAGACGGAAACAUUUUCUUUCAGAUGAUUUUUUUCUAUCCAGAUUUCAAUAUUUUUAAAAGAGAAAGAUGAAUACAACUUUUAUUUGAAUUUUGCUGUUUUGUUUAGAUGAAUUCAGCAUUUUUGUUUUGCAACUUUUUAUACCGAUUUCUGUAAAAGAAAUUUGUUAUCCUCAACAGUAAUUUGAACAUUGUUGCUAACGUUAUUGUACAAAGUAUGAAUUUUUCUUUAUCUGUUUGUUUAUGCUCAUGUGUGUAUGUAAACGAUUGUUUUUGUUUUCUACUUUUUGUAAAAUAUCAAUUUUGAAUUCGAUUACUUUUUUAAUGAUUAUGGUGAAGAAAAGAUUAUGAAAAAAACUAUCUCCUUGAUUGGGUAGUAUUCAGGGAGAUCAAAGCAUUAUCUUUCUUUUAAUUAAACGUUAAGCUCUUGCUGGUAACGAUAAUUAAGUGUGAGUCUUUUCUAAUUCCAAUUUUCGCAUAGCCUUUUCGCUUUUCUGACCGAUUGUCAGUACUUUCAGUUUAGUAACUUUCUUUGUGCUCCAAGGUCAUGUUUUUAUUGAUAUAUCUAUACAGAGUUGUACGAUUUAAACUUGGCUUAAAUAUCAAUUUUCUUGAA